GGUUGGAAGUUGGAACACACGAGAGGUGGAUAAACAAGAGGGGCGACCCUGACUGGACGGUCAGGCGUGACAGUCGUUCUCCUGCUUCCUCUCUGCCUCCUGCCUCCUGCUCUGCCUCCUCCCUCCCGUAGAAAAUACUAUUACAGUACCAGUACAAAAGUUAAAAAGACUUAAUUAUAGAUUAAGCUAAAUUACAGUACCAAAAGGAUUAAACACAAAAUCUUUCUAAAAAAAAGUAGAUUAUAAUGGCCUCCUCAGCUGAAGUGGCACAACCAGUGAAUGAACAUCAACCUAUCGGCUCAUCUCCACUCGCUCCAAAACUUGCUUGGGGUGGUGCUGGGAUGGUUGGCGGCCUUCCAGUGUCUAGUUUUAGUGAGGCUGCUGCAUUAGUUUUGCCUCCGAGAGAGUCGACCUCUACCUCAUUUCGUGACCUCAUGUCAGAAGACCUUGCUAAGGACAUGCUUGAGAAAGAAAAUGAGGCUUAUUACCGGUCUUUAACAGAUGAUAAGACAGACCCCGGUAAUCUGAUUAGUUUGAAAGAAUCGGACGACACUAAAGAUGAUCUCCUCUUGGCUCAGAUGCUUCAAUACGAAUUUGAUCGUGAAUAUGAUCAGCAAUUAAACAGAGAGGAGAGACAUUUUAAUGGCAAUUCCAAAGUGUCCGUUUCAUUUAACAAGUUUAAGGUCUGUCCUCAAUGGUAUGGUCCAGACAGUGAUGAUGAGCUCCCAGAAAUAGAUGAGGAAAACAGAGCCAUAGACUCGUUUGAGGAACGGAAGCGCAAAGACCCGGUGAUACCUCCAUGUGGUUAUGUGAAAUGUGGUGCAAAAAUUGUCACCAAACAUGAUCUUAAUAUAAGCGGCCGGAAAAAUGCUGAAAGGAUAAUGAAUCUACCGCCUGGUAUAAAUACAGGAGAUGGAGGAGGAUUUGAUAUGCAUUUACCCAAUAAGGUAUUCAACAAACUUUAUCGCUCCGCAUUGACUGAUAUGCGAAGAAAGCAUCGUGUUCAUGACAAGGUGGAGAAAGCAACAUCAGAUAUGGCUCUUGACCCCAAAACUCGCCUUUUGAUAUUCAAGUUGGUCAAUAAUGCCAUCCUGGAGUCAUUUAAUGGCAUUAUCAGUUCAGGAAAGGAGGCGGUUGUUUUUCAUGGUCAGCUUGGAAAGCUUGAAGAUAGACCACUCCCUGAAGAUUGUGCUGUGAAGGUGUUCAAGACGACCUUGACAGAUUUCAAGACACGGGAGCGUUAUAUAAGAGAGGACUACAGAUUCAAGGACAGAAUAACUAAAAACAACACUCAGAAGUUUAUUCGUUUAUGGGCAGAGAAAGAGUAUCAUAAUCUUCGUCGGCUUCAGAGUGCCAAAAUCCCCUCCCCAGAGCCAAUUCUCAUUAAGCAACAUGUCUUGCUGAUGACGUUUAUUGGAUCCAAUCAUCAGGCAGCUCCAAAACUGAAAGACGCAAACCUUUCCUUUUCUGAUCUCUGUUCGGCUUAUGAACAGACGGUAAAGGCCAUGACGAUGAUGUUCCACGGAUGCCAUUUGGUUCAUGCUGACUUAAGUGCAUACAACAUUUUGUGGUAUGAAAAUAAAUGUUGGAUUAUUGAUGUGGGUCAAGCUGUUGAACCUUCCCACCCAAAUGCUCUACACUUCUUGUAUCGGGACUGUACUAGUGUCAUCAAAUUCUUCCGCUCUAAAGGGCUUCCAGAUCUGCCAACACCACUUAAACUUUUUGAGAAGGUCAGCAGUAUAUCACUGCCAGGGUCUGACGAGUCUGCUCCAAGAAUGAUUGAAGAAUACGAAACCCACCAGGAACUGUGGCGCGAGGGUCUGAGUAACUCAAGCGAUCAGUUUGAGUUCCUUUGGCAAGAGAUACAAGCUGAAGAAAAUCGGCGCAAGAGAUUAAACAAGCAGGAGGCGGAGGAUGAUGAGGAAGAUGAGGAUGAUGAUGAGGAUGAUGAGCAGCAGCCACAUCUGCCAGAGGAAUUGGAUUCGAAGGAUGAACAAAAUUCGGUAGACACCCCUCAUGAAGCAGAACAGUAAUCAUCAGAUGGAAUUAGCUAUAAGGUGGUUGUAAAAUGAUAGCUACAUUGUUUGGAAAUCCCUUGCCAACACGGUAGAGGCUCCAGGAGGCUUCGCCCUUUUGACCAGACUGGUCAAAACCAGACAUCCUCCUGUUAUUGUUGCAAGAGGAAAGUAAAAGCAAAAAACUAUAUGCAAAAUGUGGUAGCUAAUUGAAAUAGAAAAUUUUGGUUUUAUCAAUUAAAUUAUUUUAAAUAGUAACUUUAUUUUUUGUCCACUAUUCAUGGCUUUAAAAAGUUACGACUAAAUGAUUGUUCUUAAAUCCAAUCACAUAAUAUUGACAAGUGCAAAUGUUCACUGUAGGUUUUUAGGCAUAUAGUAGAUACAUAUAUGGAUUGAAUAAUGUUGAGAACGCUAAUUGUAUUGUUUCUCUUAAAUGGAAUAUUAGGUAUUAUAGUCCAUGUUUUAUAAGAGCAAUAGCGUGAAACUUGUAUAACUGAAUAGUAUGUGAUAUACACUAGUAAGAAGAUAUGACAAGUGAAAUAUAGUAACUUAAAAAUUUUUGGUCUAGGUUGGUCUAGGCAGUCAAUAUGCAUUUACUUUCUUGUGUACAGUACAGAAUAUAAAUAAAAAAUAUUUUUACCAAUAAGACAAAAUAUCUUUGUAAAAAAAAAGGUAUUAUGAUUAUUUUAGUUUUCUCAAUUUUCAUAGAUCAACAACGAUUGAUUAAUUGGUGUUCAUUUUAGAAACACAUGUUGAUGCUGGCAUUGCUGUGAAAUUUUAAGAAGGCAUAUCAUAUUAAUACAAUACCAGUGAGUGCCCGUGUUGAGGAACAGUAGGUUUAUAUUAACAUAAGAUGUAAGCAUAAUGUGUUUAAAUGCUUAUUUUUCUUUAGACUGAAUUUCAUUAUUACGUGGCUUUUAAUGCACGAUUGAUUACAGGCGAGCAAUUAAUAUUUCAAUAAAAUUUCACUCCUUCAAA
Messenger RNA from Procambarus clarkii (red swamp crayfish), 2993 nucleotides. RefSeq names its product serine/threonine-protein kinase RIO3. Gene Ontology annotation, biological process: protein phosphorylation. Gene Ontology annotation, molecular function: protein serine/threonine kinase activity; ATP binding. Lineage: Eukaryota; Metazoa; Arthropoda; Malacostraca; Decapoda; Cambaridae. The record is from RefSeq and is a predicted model, not a curated record.